UGUGACGUGGCCCCGGACAGCCCGUACAAUCAGGAACGUUUGCGUGCUCCGUUUACCGGCGUCUGAACUGAAGCGGCUCAUGAGGAGGAACAUUACCCGGAGCUGAUUUAAGGUUAAAAGUGUAACUUGUUCCCGCAGAGAUGUUGUGUUUAAGCGGUCUGUCGGUGGCUCUGGCCCUCAUGCUGGUUCCUGGUUUCUCUGAAGCACUGAAGGAAGGAGAGUGUGAAGUGUGCGUGACCUUCCUGGGGAAGUUUUAUCAGUCACUAAAGGACAACAAUGUGGAGUUUAAAAGCGGAGAAAUCGAGAAGGCGAUCACAAAGACCUGCAAAGAUGCUAAAGGCAAAGAAAACCGCUUUUGUUACUACAUCGGAGCAACGAGUGACGCAGCCACAAAGAUGGUCAACGAGGUGUCAAAGCCUCUCAGUUAUCACGUUCCCGUUGAGAAGAUCUGUGAGAAGCUCAAGAAGAAGGAUGGACAGAUCUGUGAACUGAAAUACGACAAACAGCUGGACCUGACCUCAGUGGACCUGAAGAAGCUCAAAGUGAAGGACCUGAAGAAGAUCCUGGAGGAGUGGGGCGAGUCCUGCAAAGGCUGUGCUGAAAAAUCCGAUUUUAUCCGCAAAAUCACAGAGCUCAUGCCCAAGUACGCCCCUGCAGCCGCCAGUGCACGGACAGAUCUGUAGAAAGGUCCAAAAAAACACUCAACACACAACUUUUGACUGGAGCUGGACCAGACUGUGAUCCAGAGAGGAGGAGGAGGGUCUUUGUUUUGUUUUUUUCUUUAAGGUGUACGCUCAUCCGACCAUCCAACACUGAUCCAUUGUCACAGCAGCCGUGGAUUUACUUUAAAGGAGGAUUCCAUUGACAGGAGCAUUGUAUAGGGGAGCUGGAGGAGGUUUUUCUGUCCGUGUAAUGAAAACAUUUCACCAUAUGUUGGAUAAAUAAGUGACUCUUGGUUAUAUUCUUACAAACAGAUAAUUUGUUAAAGUCUCUAUACAGCCUGCGCUUCAUAAACUCACUCAUAGCUCUUCUUCAGCCUCUGCUGACGUGACCUGCUUAGAUGUUGAGGUUCUUCCGAAAAUAAUCCUGGUUUUAAAGAUGUUUGAGUUCCUCUCUCCUUUACCUGAAUGAGUCAGUGCCUUUAAAAACACUGACAUGCUCACAUGCACAUUAAACCAGAUCAUCAUGAGCUUAGAGGCUGCUGAAAAAUCCCAUAGUUAAAAUGUAACUCAGUUUAAAGUGUAAAUAUAACGAUUCUUGGAUAUUUUUUUUUAUAUAUUCAGGGUCUUAUUAGCAAAGUAUGUUAGUCACAAUACCAGAAUUUUAAACUUUGAUACAAUACCAGUACAAAUUAGAUGUUGCUAAUACUUUGAUUUCCAUCCUGCACACAGUGCUGGUACAGGAACACAGACCAUCACACUGUUUAUAGAAAUGAAACGCCAAAUAAGUGUAGAUGUACAACCAAAAUGAAAUAUUUCCCCUGAGUUAUCAUUUAGAAUCCCGAGGAGGUGUGUGUCGGUGAGGCUGAGGCCACCCCUCCCACCUGUCAGUCACCAUUCCCUUAAUUCUGCAGUCAAUGAAAUCUGACUGCUUACAGUUUCCACAGAUGAAGAAAAGAGCGUCAGGGACCACAACACAGUUUUUUCGUACCAGGCUGUAAACAUGUUUAACUCUGUUGUACAAAUGAACAUUUUAACAUGGGACCUAAUGAGGUUUCCUCAGCUUUUGGAGACAGCCUCAAGUGGACAGUCGAGGAAAUGCAGUUUUUUGCACUUUUCCACUGGCUUCUGUUUUGAACACCAAAAGCUACUCGGGUAGAAAACUUGUAAAAUUUUCUACAUGUUUAAAGAUGCAUACUGCCAUCUACUGUUGAAGAGUAUGUAAGGAGUGACUGAAGAAUAAUUUUCAAUGGUUAUGUAUGGACAAUAUUUAACUUUAAAACCUAUAUCGGCUGAUACAGGUGACGUGCCAAUGUUCUGACUCAUUAUUUAAGUUUCGAAUCUGAAUAGAAAAGCUAAAAGGACCAACACAGCAAAGCAUCACGGUGGUAAUAUUGACUAAACUACCAGAGCUGUUGCAUCAAUUUAAAGUUUUAAAGUCUGUCUGCACGUAGAUAAGUACAGGGGACGCAGAGUUAAAGUGACUUCUUCUCUGUCGCAGGAACCCUCAACAAUAAUCAAGAUUUUUUUAUUUCUGAAGAGUGUUUUAUGUUUAUCAGCUUUGUUUCAGUCUAACUGGACUGAUUAACUCAAGCAGUCAGCAUCCGCUCCCCUGCUGUUCUCCUUCCUCCUUCAGGCAGAGCUGAGGGCAGAAUAACCCAACCAGGCAUCAGGCGCUCGAUGAUUAGGACUGAUAAAAAAACACAACAACGUAACAACACUUUGGAUCUGCCUCAGCCUCUCCUGUGUUACAAAUUCAGCUGUAAGACAAUAUUUAUGGUUUCUGUGUGUUUCAGAAGGGAUAGAUGUUUUAAUGUUUGACAAGAAGAUGUUUGAACUUAAAUACUAAACGUGCUAAACGGUUUGUGAUGCUUGAGAACACGUGUUCGUUCUGGGGGAUGAAAAUUUAAAAUGUGCUGUUGUUUCACUCUGACCUCUCAUGUAAGGCCCAGGCAUUUGUUACAACUGUAUUAUUCUACUUUUUCAUUAAAAUAUAAAAAUCAA
Molecule: messenger RNA, 2663 nt
Organism: Notolabrus celidotus (New Zealand spotty)
Lineage: Eukaryota; Metazoa; Chordata; Actinopteri; Labriformes; Labridae
Gene: manf
Product: mesencephalic astrocyte-derived neurotrophic factor
Exons: 4
Coding region: 141-683 (180 amino acids)
Biological process (GO): dopaminergic neuron differentiation; neuron projection development
Cellular component (GO): endoplasmic reticulum
Source: RefSeq, a predicted model, not a curated record